Messenger RNA from Paramecium sonneborni, 1056 nucleotides. The record is from the annotation of a GenBank genome assembly. NCBI's taxonomy places the organism in Eukaryota, Ciliophora, Oligohymenophorea, Peniculida, Parameciidae.
AUGCAUAAAUUUGUGACUCCAGAAACUUUUGUUCAUAAAGUUGAAAAUGAUUAUUUCAUCAAAAAGAAACCAAGUCCUGAUUCAAGAACUGGAAAAAAGAAACAAACUGAAUAGGAUUAUGAACUCUAUCAAAAUCUUAAAGAUCUUAGAAACAAUAAUCAAUUAAUAAAAAACAAAUAAGGUUCACUUAAAAUUAUUAAUCCUUUGAGUAAGCAAAUUAAUAUGAUGGAAACAAAAAAAUAAUAGCAAGAAAAGAAAAUGAGAGAAACUCAAUUCUAAUUAAAAAAAAAGAGUAUGCUCAAUGAAAAUCAAUAGAAGUUAUAAUCUGAUUUAAAGAAUUUAGACAAAAUUAGUGUUGGUGCUUUCAAAGAUUUUAAAGAAUAAGUUAAUCUUUAUAAUAAAUAUUACAGCAAUACAAUUGGAUAGGAACCAGAAAUUAAGGACAUUCAGUAUGAGGAUUUAAAUAUUCCAUAUUAAUAUGUUGAUAAUGGAAGUAGGUAUACGUAUAGAGAAAUAUUAAAUCAUGAAGUCCCUGAAAUAAACUACUAGAAUGAUUAAGCAAAGAAUUUGAUGGAGUAAAUAAAUUUAUAAUUUAAAAUUAGAACAAUACUCUAAUUGAAAUUCUCAGAUGAAUAAUUAGAGAACAAAUUAUUAAACAGUUUAAAAUAACAUGUUGUUGUGAGACAAUUAAAUUAAGUGGAAAAUGAUUAUUUAACAGCAAUAAAAAAUAAUGAUUUAUCUAGUUUAAAAUUAAUGUUAAUAUCUGAUGAAUGUUUAGUAAAAACAAAAGAUUUUGUAAAAUUCAUAAAUAUAUAAAUUUAUAGAUAGGUUAAACUGGAUUGCAUUUGGCAGCUAAACGAAACUAUUAUGAUAUAUGUUAAGAGUUAAUAAAUUAUAAUAUAGAUGUAUUUGCAAUUGAUUAUGUAAUUUAAAUGUUAAAAUUAGGCAAGUAGAACGGCUAAGUAAUUGGCAGAAAAGUACAAUUAUUUUAAGGUUGCUAAGUUAAUUUAAAUGGAGGAGGAUUAACAAAAUAAGAGGAGAAAUAUACAAUGGUGA